Molecule: messenger RNA, 609 nt
Organism: Actinia tenebrosa (Australian red waratah sea anemone)
Lineage: Eukaryota; Metazoa; Cnidaria; Anthozoa; Actiniaria; Actiniidae
Product: acidic leucine-rich nuclear phosphoprotein 32 family member B-like
Source: RefSeq, a predicted model, not a curated record
AUGAAGAGAAAGUGGGUUGAGGAUUCUGAGGAAGAAGUAUCAGACUCCGAGACCUUUAGUGAGGGAGAGCCUUUGGAUAAUGAAAUUGAUCAGAUGGUUCAACACCUUGCUAAAAAACUACCGAGGGAGAAGGCUCUAAAUUUACUUCACAGCAUGGCCGCUUCUAAGGACAUUUUGUAUUGGAAUUCACAUGGAGAAAUGACUUUUCAUCAACGAAGAGUUCCAUUAACCAACAUGAUAGAGUUGAUCGAGUAUGCUUUACUGCCUUACAACCUAGAUGUCAGAACACUUGGAGAUAUUGUUGCUGCACAACCGGAAGAUGAAGACACGGAUGAGAGUGAGACUAAAAUUCAGUCAACUGAUGACCAAGAAAACGAAGAAGAGCAGGAGGAAGUAAUUACCGUUGAUGACGAAGAUGGUGAAGAUGAUGACGAGGAUGAUUAUGAGCAGGAGGAGGAGAAUGAAGAGGAAGGAGAAAGUAUGGACGAGGAAUUGGAUUAUGAUGAACAGGAGCAAAACAAGUGUCACGUUUGUCAAGAAUCCCAGCAGUUUUCAAAGAUUUUUAUAGUUCGGUGCCCAACUUGUUAUUGGCACGAAGGUCACUACUGA